AACCAGGACAUGACCCCAUUGUAAAAUUGUCAACAUCAAUUUUCCUGAGUAUUAUUAAGAACAUUAAAUUCGAAUUAUUUUUUUUUUAUGGAAAACAAUUUACUAUUAUAAGAAAUGCACAUUAUUUAAUUAACUCUGCACUAUGCCCUUCCGUUCUAAUGCACUAUGUCUAAUUAUAAAUCUACUAAAAAGUAGAAGUAGUAGUCUUAGUAGUCUUCAAACUUCAGUACAGUCGAGGGUCAGUAGGACUGGCUAGAGUGAGUCUGAGUAAGGACAGUCAUGAUUUGAGUCACACAAAGGCUCAGGGAUUCAUGAGUAUGAAUUUUAACAACGUAAACGUAGGAAUUAUUCAAUUUUCUGCUGGAAAUAUUUCAUUGAAACUAAUUAUUCAUUCAAUGGCAUUGGACUCAUUGAUCACUUUUUUUACACUAAUUUACAGUGUAAUCUCAAUCUCAGUGUCGUUGAGUUGAGUAUCUGUCCUAAAUCAUUCAUGUAGGGAGUACUGUAGUACUGUAAGUAGUCAUCGCCCAUACUCAUGUAAGUACAUUUCUUUGUAUGCAGAUUUUGCAGUACUAUUGUUAUGCAGCAUAUGAAUUAUCCUUUUUAGCGUAAUGCCGGCAUGUCUUACAAAACAUUAUAGGCAUUAAAGGUCAUGGAGUUUUCCCAGGUUGACUACCAGCAAUUGUAAAUGUCCAUCUUGACAAAUUUAUUGAGUUGACUGUCAAUGCAUCACCUCAUUUUUCCCCAGAAAAUUAUGGCACUGAAGUGUCUAGUGAAAUAGUGACAUGAUAGAAAUGAAUAGCAUACAGCAUAUGGGUAGUUCUUUUUACAACUAAUCCAAAGACAGCACUUUUUGCAAUGCAUAUCUUAUUUUCCCCACUGAGGCCACUGGUUUUCAUAAUUUUUUUAUUUUGUUGUAAGUUGAAUUUUUUAAAGAGCAAAGGUAAAAGUUUAUGUCAAUGCAUUUCAUAUUACUUUAUCGAUCAACAUAUUUAGUAUAUUACUCAUAGAAUGCUCAGUGAAGGAUGACAAAAGUUAUAAAACACAUUGUUCAGGUCCAACAAUAACUUCACUCAGGGGGACACAACUCUUAGCAGAACCCAAACCACUGACCCAAUCUUUACCAAUAAAUUGUAUUAUGUUGUACUGUCCGUUGUUCUAAAAUUAAUAUAAUAUUAACUGUCCAUAUUAGAAAGGGCCAGAUUAUGGGCUUUACACCAAUCUUUCAUGUUUUAAUGUGUAUAAAUAAACACAGGCAAGAAUGUCAUUCAGAAAACUAGUGUGGCAAAAUGCAUUUAUACCUCAUGGUCAUAAUGAUAUAGUGUCAUAAGGAAAAUAGUACUGGUAUAUAAAAAAAAUGUUAGUUUCAUAGGCUCAAUAAAUUUAUUUAAAAGUGCCUCUGUCAAUAAAAAUUGUGGAGAUUAUUGAAUAUUUGUCAGUAAAUUUUAUUUUAUUUAUGAAAGCAAUAAAUAACUGAUAUGUAGUUUGCUUCUUAUAACAUUUAUCAAUAAUCUUAUUAUCAAAUUACCAGCUGUUAUUAUUAAAUCUUUUUUUUUCUUCCUGAUUUUCACUGCUAAAAUGUAAUACUUUUAAUUGCAUUGGUUAACAAAAUUGUAGUUUUCCGUUGUUGUCCCACCGUAUAAGUAUGGUUAUUAAAUUUAGAUUAAAACGAGACACCAUGCAACCGAUAUAUGAUUUUCAUCUUGUCAGUAUGUGUGCGAAACUCCACAAACUCCCCAGGCUCCUUUGAAAAUGGUAAUUCCUUUGUAUGGUAUACUAUUGUUGUUAUAUGCCAAGUGAUUAGAAUUGUAAAGAGCACCAACACGAAGUUCAUGAAGUCUGGUUCAAAAAUUUUUAUUAUCAAUUUUGUUUUUUGCAUUUAGAACACAUGCAUUUUAAAAUCAAGCAAAAUAGAAAGUAAGCUAAAAAUUAGCUUUCGUCGAUAUUUAUUUAUCUACCUUGCGUUUAAAAAAUUAUUAUUUGGAGGGGCAUCAUCAAACCAGCAUCUAGAUUCUACCAGUACUGUAAGUUAUCACACCAUUUGAUAAGCAGAGAUGUAUCUUGAUAUCAACCGUAGGAUGGAGCAUUGGUAAAACUGAUAUUUUCAUGGGAGAUUUUAAAUAACAACCAUUGUUUUAUCAUGUUUUAAAAAUUUCAUGCGUGACAUGACUAGCUGUAAGUCGUAAAGGCAGCGCUGAAAUUUCAAAACAAAAAAAUACCACAAAUGACAAUCCAAAUAACAAGACAUAUUCAAAUACUUUUUUUCCCUUUUUUUUGUUUUGUUGUUGACAGAUGUUUUGAAUGAUAUCCUGUAAAUAACAAUAAUUAGUUAAUGAUUUUGGGCAACAAUGGUUUAGGUCAUUUUUUUAAAAACUUGAUGAAGAAUUAAGUUAUCAAUGUUUUUGAUUCUUGGCAUCUUUAUUAUGUGCCAUCUUAAAGCCGCAUCAAGUACCAUCCUAAACAUCAAGAAAAAGCAAAUAUAGGGUGGAACUCUCAAGGAGUUUGGCCUUGUUCAGUGCGGCUCCUUCGGCUUGUGCCAGGGAUUAGCCGAGGGCUGGUUAUCCUCUCUCUGUUCAGUCGUGGGCUGGGGCUUUCCGCUCCAAUGAAUCCUUGAAUGGUUGUAUUCAGAUUAGGUACCUCAGGCAUCUGUAGAGUGAAUGUAUUCAGUGGUAUCAACAGUGGGCAUGGAAACUGUGAAAGUAUCUAGGCCUAGUUUCUUUUAGCUCAUUUUUUCAAACUAGAGUAAUGAAAUAUGCAAACAGGCAGCCAGGGUAAUUAAGCAUGGCAGGAAAAAAUAAAAAUCUGACAUCAGCUCCUAGUGACUUUCAGGAAAAAUUUAUUCCCUGAUAUGCUGAGUCAAAUCUGUCAUCUGGUAACUUGUACUUCUCACUAUCCCUAUCUGUUAAGCUUAACAAUGGAAAUAGUACCUAAAACUUUUCUAGUGCUAGUAAAACAAUCUUUCUGAUGUCGGGCCAGAAUUGUUACAGGUUUGUAUUUGAACCUGUAAAGGGACAAAUCUUACUAAAAACUUGAUGUAUUUUUCAUACACUUUGGAAAACUUAUUCAAAAUUAAAAACCAGACUGCGAUUGAAGAAAAAUUUAUGCGAAUUAAUAUUCUACAGAAUCAAAAAUUAUCAUCAAAAUGGUCAAAAAAUUAACCUUAUUGUCUUGUUAUGACUGAUAUAAGAAUUCCCAAUGUUAAAAUAUAAAAAAUAUGAAUCCCAAAUCACAAAUAAAAAAAUCAACACAUGUUUAUACCUGUAUAUUACUUCAAAGGAAUGGCAACAAUGGUUCUCAGCGCUAUCAGUGACAUAAUUCUUUUGAAAUGAUAUAAUACUAAUAGUACUGAUACAUAUCUUUAUCAGGUUCAUCUACAAAAAGAAGAUAAUACUCGAGAAAUCUUAAUAAACUUCAUCUAUAAUAGCACAUCAGAUUACUUGGGACCAAAAGAGUAGACUUGAGACCAUACAACUCAGGGCUUGGGAAGAAUUCAAAGAAACCUUGAGAUCUGGUGUGAUUUCAGUCCAGGCCCCCUCAUGAUGGGCGCGCUGGUCAGUCGAUUGGCUAAUGUCUGGAGAGUUUGGGGGUCGAACCCAUCUGAUCCCGUCGAUGACCCAUAUAAACAAUAUGCGAACCUCGUUGUGGAGACCGUGGAGAAGGUGUGUCAACCUUUAACCCUUGCUUAUUCAAUAUAAUCCAGUAACAUUUGAUUGAUUGAUUGAAUACUUUUACAGUGCGUGUGUCCAUGCAAUUUUAGCAUGCUCACGGCACUCUGGUAUCCUAAAAUCUAUUUUUAAGAAAAAAGUCUUUAAAUGUUUCUUUUUUUUGUUUUUUUGAUCAUUUUCAAUUUCCCUUAAAGAUUGAUAAGCAAUCAACCAGAGAUAUUGCUCAUACCCUGCAACCCUUGAUAUUACAAGAGCCCAAAAUUGAUGUUGAAAAAAAAUCUGAUUUUAUUAACUUUGAAUGCUGGAGGAACAAAUCCCAAGAGGAACAGAGGGGCUCAAAAAGUCAUGCGUUGGCUCUGCAUUUGACAUGAACAAUAUCAAUGAUCUUUAAAAAAAAUUUAAAACAUAUCUAAGACAAAGAUAUUUUUUGGGAAGAAACACUGUUAUUUUUCCUGAAAUGUUCAAUUUAUUUUUUUGUUUUUUGCUGUACCCAUCAGGGCGAUUGUGAAAAGCUGAAGAGCAUUCAAGAAGACGUCAAUCUGAGAAAAUUUGGCGGCGUGGAGAAUGUUACAAUUGUUCCUUCUCUCAUGCAACGAGCUGCAGCCGGGGAACAUUUGGAUGUCAUCAAGUUAGUUCGGUUGUGUUUUCAAUUAAAUCAUCCUGCAUGUUUCUUUCAUGUUGGAAAUGUGAACUGGUUAUUUAUUUUUGGUAUGGCGUUUGUGUUACGACCUGUAAAACCGGUUGCAUUACGUUUGUGAAUGUUGGAAAUAAAUUGGGAGAAAUUUCAAGUUGAAACAGACACGUGUUACGGCUCAUUGCACUUGUGGAGCCUUUGAAAUGUUUUUUCAUAUCUGAUUUGAUUGGCUGUAGAUUAGGCAGUGACUCUGAUCCCACAUCUUUCAUAGCCUUCAGUGUGAGGUUAGCCGUAACUUUGAUUCCAGGUAUCUGAUCAGCUUGGGAGUGGAUGUGGACCAGGAGGACUCCUGCAAUAUGACAGCUCUUCACGAAGCGUGUAAGAGGAAAUCACUCCACUGUGUCCAGGAGCUGGUGAAGCGUUCUAGAAAUAUUGACAGGAAAGACGUGUGGGGGAGGACUCCGCUGAUCAAGUGCCUGGUAUACAGGAAUAUCCAGGCAGCUUUGGUGAGGUUUGCGUGCUCAAAACUGGAUAAUAAAACACCCAACAGUUUGACAGUUAACUCUACAAAAAAUAAUAUUAUACCUUUAUAUUAAAAAUGAAAUACACAAAUUAAGUAAAGGAUUUAUAGCUAGCUUAAUUAAAGUUUUCUUUGAAGCAAAAGUUUAUAAAAUCCUCUACUGCUUUGUUAAUUUUUUACCUUAAAUUUUUUAAAAAUUAUUUCGAGUGUAAAAGUGUAAUAAAAUUAAUUUAAAGGGGAGAAUUUUGUUAACACUCCUUCAGUUUUGAGAGCCAAGUUUCUCAUAAGUUCCACGUAGACCAAAAUGUCAUUUACAAACAUGACAUACAGCUCUAUGCCAGAAUUUCUAGAUGAUUGCUUCGCUGGUACACAUCACGUUAUCAUAUUGUCAUUUCCUUUCCAAGUAUUUCAAUUAGUUCCUUUAUAGUUUGUGGGUGUUGAAAGAAAGUUUGGUGAACCAUCUUACAUUUGCUUUAAGUUUAAGUAAAAAAUGUAGUGAUAAUUAGUCAGUCCUGAUAGACAAGUCUUGUCUUAGUUUCUGGGUGUUUUACUGUAAUCAUAAUCUAUCUUAACAAUUUUUUCAUUUGUUUUCAUUCUUAUUUUAAAAUUUCAGCUUCUGCUAGAGAGGGGAGCUAACCCCAAUGCUGUUGACAUCUAUGGCAUGACACCUGUCAGCACAGCAAUCAACUACAACAUGCUGGACAUGCUCCGUGUGUUGGUGAGCAACAAAAAAUAUUGUCAGGACCUGUGUAUUUUCUUGAAAAAAUUUUUUUUUUUAAAGUAGAUUUGGGGAUAACGACCUGCACUUGAAACAUAAAUCUGAAACUAAUCAUUUGUCUUUGGCUGCAUUUGUAAUACAGAUUUAAUGGGAUGCAUUGUAACACAGAUGUCAUUGCCUACAUUGUAACACAGAUUAUAUUGUCACACUGAUUUCAUUGGCUGCAUUGUAACACAGAUUUCAUUGCCUACAUUGUAACACAGAUUCCUUUGAUCUGGCAGUUGGUUUGAUUCUUAAGCCGUUGUAUUAGUGCUUAUGCAAAAUUCGAUUCACCCAAUGAAAUUGUUUUGUUUUAAAAAAAUUGGAAAUCUUAUGAAGUAUUAUAUGGUCCAUGAAGGCGUGGAGGAACAUCAGCACAGUAAAAUUUAUGUAUUGUUAAAUGUAAUCUAUGUACGGUAGUUGUGUUUUUCAAGUUUAUAUUGGAGGGUGCUGGACUGCACACGCUUUGACUCGGCUGUUUGAAGGGAUUAUGGACCCUUUACUAUAUUUUUACUUGUUUUGAAAUCAAACUCAUCAUCAUAUACUGUUUUACAGGUGAAUCACGGGGCUGACAUCAACAUGGUCACACAACACCUGAAUAACACCUGUUUGGGGCCCCCUUUGUACCAGGCUGUCAACAACAAGAGCGUAGAACUCGUACUUGAACUUCUUCGCCUCGGGGCCACCACCCAGCCGAGGCAGGGCAGCAGCACUAACUGGCCGUCGCCCGUCAGCAGUCACUGGCAGUACUACAUCAGCGGUCAGCCGAACCCGGUUCGCAUCACCCUGCAGCAUGAGAAUGCGGUGAUGAUGGCCAUGAACGAGAUGGUCAGAAGAGGCAACCAGAGCAUAGACGGUUCCAGCCAAAGCAUGGAGAUCCUGCAUAUACUUUUAGCAGCCCACGGAUACUCCCUUGGGUCCACACCCGAUGUCCUUAUCAGAGUUCUCAUCAACUCCAGCCCUGAGCACUUCUCCAAGCUACUGCACAAGCUGCAAGUGUGCUCCAGCUCCCAGGAAAACCUGCUUCAGUCAGCCGCAGACAGAGAUUCCAACCAGAGACUCGUCACGCGCUCCCAGCACCUCCAUCAGAUGGAUUACCACCUGAACGGACCCAGCGGAGGAAAGAAGGCUCCGCGGUUCAUGAUGUCGCUGGAAAACCAGGCUCGUCGUGUGGUCAGGCAGGCGGUGAUGACCUCGGGGCACAAUGUGUUCUGGGCCACCAGCAGACUUCAGUGUCCGCCUGCAUUGAAAAGCUUACUGCUGCUAAAAGACAUUGACCGCGCGUUCUCUCAUCAAGACGUGCUGGGUAAGCCAAGGGUUGCUGUGUCCUAGCAGAGAAGUUGUCUCCAGUCUAUAAUGUUGGGAUCUUUGGCUUUUUUUGUUUUGGAGAAAGAGCAAUAAUCCACUAUAUUAUUUUUAGUUUUAACCCCCUCAGAUCAGAGUUAUCUGUCAUGGUGUGGAUAAUUUGGGAUUAGAUCAUAUUAUUGUACAAGUUUUCAAAUGAUAAAAAAAUGUUCAAAUCAAAAGUCAAAAUUUGCACCCAAUAUAAAUAUUUGAUUGGUGAUGGUGUAUGGUAACAUUAAACAUUCAAUACUGGUAAAUAAAAAAAUUUGUAUCGAGUCCAUAUAACAUUUACUUAAUAACACUUGGGGUUGUUUUGAGGUGGACAAAGCUACAUCCAUUGCCAUUCAAAGUGAAUUCAUCUGACUUUAUCACCCGCUGAGUGAUCCCCCUCAUGUAUCUCCAAGAUAUCUCUUCACUCAGCUUAUAAAUAAACAUUUCUGUGAUUUCAAUGGUGAUGGCUUGUCACGUUGAUUUUUUAUAGCCAGAUUUAUGGGGAUGUGUUGAUUUUUGUCUUAUUUUUACCUUGGUGCCAUUUUUAAAAAUUAAAAUUAUUGUUAUUGUGAAAUUGUACAUUUAACCAUCAAGGGUAGCCUCAUACAAAUCAAAAUCAUUACCCGGUAAACAUAAGAUGUGUGCCAUAUCAGUGAUCAAUUUUUGGAUAAGAAUUAAACACACUUGGAACUGCACUUAGCAGUAAAAAUUGUAUCUUAUUUAAAGCAUUUUGUAUCAUAUCAAAAUAUGGUGAGCUAUAUAGUAUUUUGAAGAUCUAAAAAGGAUUUUUUUUCUUGCAUAAAUAAAAUAUAUAAAUUUAUAAAAUGCUUAAAUGUUAAUAAAUAUUUUUUUUUUAUUGUCAGGGAUAAAGAAUCAUUGAGUGGAGUGUGUCCCACUUAAUUUUUUACUGGCUUCCCAGUUAUUUCCACAAUUUGAUUUUAAAGAACAGCUAAAUGCUUGAAAAGGAGUCAGAAUCAUGACUGCCGCCCUAAGUGACUCACCUCUCGCCUAUAAAACUUGCCAGUAUGACAGGGGUCCAAAUGUUUGUUUACCCCAUAGACCCACCCUCAGGGAGGUGGAGUUUGAGACAUUUAAAUUUCAGCCAGAAAAAAAAAAAAAAACUCUACCAAGGGAAAUAAGCCACAACCAAGGGAAAUAACAAAAUACAACCAAGAAAAGUAAUUAUUCUCACAAAUACUGUCAAGUGCUUUAGUUUCCACAAAUUAUUCUGAAACAAGUGAUUCAUAUCAUUACCUAACACUAAGUAUGGUUGGUCUUGCAACAUUACAAAGUAAUUUUACACUUGCUCACUGGUGUGGGGAAUUUUGGAUUUUAAUGAUUGCUUCCUUGAACUUUAUGUGCCAAGUUGAAAAUAUAUUUUUUUUUAAAAUAUAAUAAUUCCUAGUGAGGAAAGAGCUGUUCACUGCUUAAACUGUAUGGAGUUAUACAAAUAUAUAUUCCUUAAUUAAUCUUCAAACUCUGUAACACAUAAAUGGGCCACCUGCUGCCCACCGAAGACAAACAUCCUCAAACUCUGUAACACCUAAAAGGGCCACCUGCUGCCCACCGAAGAGAAAUAUCCUCAAACUCUCAGCCCAAUGAAGAUAGGUGAGCCCACUUUUUAGUUUGCUUUAAAUGGAAUGUUUAACAACAGUAUUUUGUUCUAAAAUGAUCUUUUGACUUAUUAAAUUUUAUUUAUAUUAUAUUUAAAAAAAAAAAGAUUUUGAAUAAGCAAAUUGUAAAAGAUUUUUUUUUUUUUUGUGUUAAAUUUUGGGCAAUGGCUUUUCUUCCCUAGAAUUUUUGCCAUACCUAAUUUCCCUAACGUUGGAUCUAAUUUCCCUUAUGUUGGAUCUAAUUCCUCUAUGUUGGACCUAAUCUUGUCAAUAUUGGAUUUAUUGUCCUUGAUGUUGGAUCUAAUAUGUUUGAUCUAAUAUCCUCUAUUUGGGAUGUAAUGUUUUAAAUGUUGUUGGAUUUUGGUUUUUGCCAUAAAAAUGUCAGAUGUAUGUCGGCCUACUGAAAUUGCUUAAGUAAUUAAUGCCUUGUGUAUAGAAUCCAUUCCAGAAUGCUUUCAAUUUAAACCCCUAAAAACAGAAACUUUAUGAGGACUUCAAUGUGAAACUCUCUUGCCGCACAAUAUAAUUAAAAGAUAUUUGAAAUAAC
This is a messenger RNA of Lymnaea stagnalis (great pond snail), 9071 nucleotides long. The record is from the annotation of a GenBank genome assembly. NCBI's taxonomy places the organism in Eukaryota, Metazoa, Mollusca, Gastropoda, Lymnaeidae.